AUGGUGGAGAUUGAGGCAGAAGUGCAGAGAAGAAAACAGUUAAUUCAUCAGUCAGUGGAACGCAAAGCCAUCAUCUCAAAGUGCUACAAACAAAAACACCCAGAAGUGUACAUUCUGCAGGAUUCCUUCCUGGCCCCAGAUUUUCUAGAAAUCGUGAGAUACUGCACAUCACCGGAUGCUCAUCUCCAUGGCCUCCUGCGCUACAUUAAGUCCUUCUCAGAAGAUAAGAGGAUCUAUCGAAUCCCAGUGUUCACAGAGGAAUUCUGCCAAGCCUUUGUGGAUGAGCUGGAGAACUUUGAGCAGUCGGACAUGCCUAAAGGCAGGCCCAACACUAUGAAUAACUAUGGGGUUUUGCUAAAUGAGCUUGGGAUGGAUGAAACAUUCAUCACACCCCUGCGUGAAAAAUACCUGCGGCCCAUAACAGCACUGCUUUAUCCUGACUUGGGGGGUGCUUGUCUGGACAGCCAUAAAGCAUUUGUUGUCAAGUACUCACUGCACGAAGAUCUGGAUUUGAGCUCUCACUAUGACAAUGCAGAAGUCACCUUAAAUGUUUCACUGGGAAGAGACUUCACAGAAGGCAACUUGUACUUUGGGGAUUUCAGCCAGGAUCCUACCCCUGUGCCAAAGUACAUCGAGAUUGAACAUGUGAGAGCCCAGGGGCUGUUACACCGAGGAGGACAGAUCCAUGGGGCGCUUCCCAUUGGCUCCGGGGAACGCUGGAACCUCAUUAUUUGGAUGAGAUCAUCUGCCAUCCGCAACCAGCUCUGCCCCAUGUGCAACAAGAAACCUGAGCUGGUGGAAGCAGAGGGGUUUGGAGAUGGGUUCACAGAAACCCUCAAAGACGACGUACCCGAGACUGUGAAUCUCUGUUCCUUGUGGUAGCAGACGGUAGAGCCCGAUUUCUCCAGACCA
Tauraco erythrolophus (red-crested turaco) is the source of this 912-nucleotide messenger RNA. The record is from RefSeq and is a predicted model, not a curated record. Lineage: Eukaryota; Metazoa; Chordata; Aves; Musophagiformes; Musophagidae.